Haliotis rubra (blacklip abalone) is the source of this 2796-nucleotide messenger RNA. RefSeq lists its product as uncharacterized. Gene Ontology annotation, molecular function: telomeric repeat DNA binding. Gene Ontology annotation, cellular component: shelterin complex. The transcript has 12 exons. The coding region runs from base 177 to 1685 and encodes 502 amino acids. Gene Ontology annotation, biological process: telomere capping; regulation of telomere maintenance via telomere lengthening. The record is from RefSeq and is a predicted model, not a curated record. Lineage: Eukaryota; Metazoa; Mollusca; Gastropoda; Lepetellida; Haliotidae.
AAAUAUCAACAGGGAUUUCAAAGGCGUAAAUGACCGAAGAUAUCUGAGCGUGAAAUGUACAAGCGCGAAAAGUCGAAGGUUAUGUUUAUCGCAGAAGUCUAGGGCAGAGAUUGUUUUUGGCCGGACAUCACAGAAAAGUACUCCUGUAUUGAAAAAAUAAGGAGUACAUACUCCUGAUGUUGAAAAAUGAUCUGGAGCCCUGGUCUGUCUGUCAGGGGAGGUGCCAUGUGCUGAUGUCCUCCAAUAUGGCUACCACAGAGAUAGAAGGCUGGGUGCUGGACUAUGCAUGUAAAUACCAGCUCCAUGAAGCCAUUGCAGCCCUGGUGCAGAGACAUGGAGAGGAUCUAUCAUCGCUUGCCAUCCCCCAUGCCCGCCUGUCUGCCGCCACAAUCCACCGCAUCAUACACUGUCGUGAGCUGGAGGACUUCGAGACUGCCAUCCACCUGGCAGAACUACUGUACCAAACACUGGGGGAAGCCGUCCCCUUCAAGAUCUACUUCAGAUUGACUUAUGGUCUGAAGAUUAAGGUAUUAUUUGAUUACUUGAAGAAAGACUCCCAGUCUCCCCGUGUCCUGAACCUGAUGCUGAACAGAUACUUCCCUCGAUGUGGCAGUGCUGAUAUACAGAGGAACAUGUCCCGACUGCAGAUGAGGGUGAGCAACUUCAGGAAGUUCUUCCUCUCUCUCUGUCUGCAUGAGAACCAGAGGAAGAGCUUUCUGCAGGAUCAGUAUGACACUGAGUUUGGAGAGGAAUUUCUGUCUUCCCUGGAGAAACAUGUGGACAGAUUCCUGGAGGAAGUAGACAAAUGUCUUCCUCUCACAGUCCUGGACAAGAUUCUGAAGAAAGGUGUUGAGUCCGUCUGCUGUGGUGUACCGUCUAUGUCAGUCGAGAUGGACAUCCUGCUGGAAUGUUUGCUGAACAAGUCCGAACUCAAUGCCCUUGACCUACUGGAUCUCUUGACCCUCAUCCAUCCAAUGAGCACACAGGAUCAGAUCCGGCCCUGCUUACAACUCAGUCUAUGUUCAGAAGAAAGUUUCAGCUUGCAUGAUUCUCGGGCAGGAGGUGAUGUGUCAGACACCCAUGUCAGUGACCUGAAGACAGGAACAGACAGGUCAGCAAAACCUUUGCUGAACGGGCUUGACCUCACAGUCCCAGAUUUGAGUCAGUCGGUAACUGCAUCAGAAGAGUCUGUCUCAAUCCUCAGCAAGAGGUCGCCAGGUGUUUUGAAGUCCAGGGCCUGCAUGACAGCUGACCUCUCUGCCGACCCUCCUGCUGACCUGAACCCAUCUCAGGUCUGCAUUAUCUCCAGCAGCAGUGACAGAACCACACAGGGGUCACAGGUCACAGGGCAAGUCAUGGGUGUGUGUAAAACAUCAACGUCUGCCCCUGCCGGUCACAUUGUGAGAGGACCAGACAGUGACUCUGACAUUCAACUAUGGACAGACGAUUCAUUGGAGGAAUCAGUCAAUGCUGACUCGAGUUUGUCAGACAUCUGUGCCAGUGAAAUGAUCCCAUCUUCUAAUACUGAAGAACUAGAGGCACUGAGAUGGUUGUCAGCAGUGUCCUACCCAAGUCUCGGUCAAUAUCAGAAGAACAGUAGUGUCAAGCUGUGCGUGGUGAAACUGUACAGGGACAAGUGCAUGGAUGUUACUCAGCAUGGAGACAAGGUGACAAUGUACAGCUAACAGAUGCCAGGGUGACAAUUUACAGCUGAUAGACACCAGUGCCAAGGUGACAGUGUACAGCUAACAGAUGCCAGGGUGACAAUUUACAGCUGAUAGACACCAGUGCCAAGGUGACAGUGUACAGCUGAUAGACACCAGUGCCAAGGUGUCAAUGUACAGCUGAUAGACACCAGUGCCAAGGUGUCAAUGUACAGCUGAUAGACACCAGGUGUCAAUGUACAACUGAUAGACACCAGGUGCCAAUGUACAACUGAUAGACACUAGGUGUCAAUGUACAGCUGAUAGACACCAGGUGCCAAUGUACGACUGAUAGACACCAGGUGCCAAUGUACAACUGAUAGACACCAGGUGCCAAUGUACAGCUGAUAGACACCAGGUGCCAAUGUACAACUGAUAGACACCAGGUGCCAAUGUACGACUGAUAGACACCAGGUGCCAAUGUACAACUGAUAGACACCAGGUGCCAAUGUACAGAUGACAGGUGACAAUGUGCGGCUGAUAAACACCAGGAGCCAUAGUGACAAUGUACAGGCGAGAGACACCAGCAACCCAGUUCCAAAAAUCGUCAUCAUAAACCUGAUAUUGUUUAGGGGUUGGUUAUUUCUGUUGUUCUUAUACAGACACAUUAAACCAUAUUUAUAUAUUUGUAAAUUAUUCUAUUUGUAAUAAUUUUUUAUCAUGGUAAAUUCUGAAAUAGUUCAGAAUCACUGUUGUUGAUGCCAUACACAUCUCCACCACUAAUUGUAACUUGCAUGGACAAUCACCUGUGACCAGGUACCAGUGAAUGUGGAGUAACACAAAAUGUAUAGCAUAUUGUAUAAAUAUCUUUAUGAAAUUGAUAUAAACAUAAUGAAGACAGGAAGGCUCUCAGGAUUGUAGAUUGUAAUGUCGUUAUUGGCAGUUCAUUUUAAUCAUCUGUUUUAACAAUUCUAAUGUUCCAGUUUCCAACUUGUAUACUGUUCCUCAGUUGUACAGAUAAUGGAUACAGGACACUGUUUGAUGAGCUGUCAGCAAAAGUACAAUCAUCAUUACAUAUGUCGCAGUUGUUUGCAUGGACUGUAGCUCUGCUCAUCAUUUUUCAAGAACAUCAAAUAAAUGACAUGUUGAGGGC